Candidula unifasciata is the source of this 250-nucleotide messenger RNA. The record is from the annotation of a GenBank genome assembly. NCBI's taxonomy places the organism in Eukaryota, Metazoa, Mollusca, Gastropoda, Stylommatophora, Geomitridae.
ACGAUAUGUUUUCGCUCCAGUAUGCAGAGGAGUGGCCGCCAAACGAAAUAUCUCACCUAGUAUCAGUUCUGAUGAAGUUCUGCCUUCACCUCAGUACCUCGAUGAGUUAGUUCUAAAGAGCUUUCUUUCAUCAGUCAGGGGACAAAACACAGGGAGAACACAGAAUCACUUGGAUAAUCUAAGGCAAUCCUUAGAGCAGACAUUGUCAGGUCAAAACCAGCGACAAGAGAGAGAAAUCUUCCAAGAACAA